AUGUAUCCCAUCAUUGCGCUUCUAGCAGCGGUCACUGCCGUCUACCUGGUCUUAUCCUCGUAUCUCACUCGUCGACGUCACGCGCGACUCGCGGCGGAAUGGGGUUGCCAGCCUCCCAUUCGCCGGCGUUCCAAGUGGCCAGGGGGGUUCGACUUCGUGUGGGAGAUCAUCAAAGCAGACAGAACAAACGACCUGGUCAACCUCUUUGAGGAUGUUGCCAAAGAAAUGAGCCCUCGCACUCAUACUUGGCUUCAGGCUUUUGCAGGAGCAACAGUUAUCAACACCCUCGAACCCAAGAACGUCCAGGCCAUUCUCGCCACACAAUUCAAGGACUUUGAGUUUGGGAGUGUUCGUCAAGGCUGCUUCUAUCAGAUGUUUGGAUAUGGCAUUUUCAGCGACAACGGCGAGCGAUGGGAGCAUUCACGCGCCCUGCUUCGGCCUCAAUUUGCAAGAGCAAAUAUUGCUGAUCUCGAUUCCCUCGAGCGUCAUCUUCAACAUUUCAUGCGACACUUCCAAGUCGAUUCUUCCGGAUGGACGCAACAAAUCGACCUUGCCCCAAUGUUCUUCCGUCUCUCCUUGGACGGAGCCACCGAGUUCUUGUUCGGAGAGAGUGUCGACUCCCAGUUGCUGGCUCUUCCAGGCUAUGAGCACGAGCUAACACGCGGCGACCACCAGUCGCUCAACACCAUCAACUUCAGUACAGCUUUUGAUACCGGGAUGGCGUACGUUGCCACGAAAUUCCGGAUCAACGACCUCCAUUGGAUGUACAACCCACCAGAGUUCCUAAGAUCCAUCAAAGAGGUUCACAGAUUUGCAGAUUACUUCGUGCGCAAGGCCCUUGACUCUACCAAGUCCUCUGCCGGCCAGGAGAAAGAACUUGAAGGAGGACACAAAAAGGGGCGCUACGUGUUCGCCGAAGAGUUGGCCCAGGCUACUAGGGAUCCAGUUGAGAUGCGAAACCAGUUGCUUCACAUUCUUCUUGCCGGCCGAGAUACAACAGCCGGCUUGCUAGGAGCGAUAUUCUAUAGACUGGCAGAGAACCCAGCAAUCUACCAGAAACUGCGCCAGGCUGUCGUCAACGAUUUUGGAACCUAUGAACACCCCAAGAACAUGGACUUUGCCGAACUGAAAGCUUGCAGCUACCUGCAAUACGUGCUGAACGAGGGCUUACGGCUUCACCCCUCAGUUCCUGCCAACGGUCGCUGCGCCGUCAGAGAUACAACGCUUCCCGUCGGGGGAGGGCCGGAUGGCAAAUCGCCGGUUUUUGUGAAGAAGGGCCAAGAAGUCUCCUACAGUGUCCACAACAUCCAGCGACGCAAAGACCUGUUCGGCGAGGACGCUGAGGAGUUCGUUCCGGAGCGGUGGAUUGACCGGAAAGCAGGAUGGGAGUUCGUGCCUUUCAACGGCGGCCCGAGAAUAUGCCUGGGCCAGCAGUACGCACUCACCACUGCUGGAUAUGUCGUGGCCCGCUUGGUGCAGCGGUUCGAUCAACUAGGGGACCUGGAGUCACACGGGCCGCGAUACAAGCACGCUUACACUGUGACUGUUGCUCCUGCCACCGCGAAAAUGCGACUUCAUGAAGCAAGUGCCCACUGA
Cyphellophora europaea CBS 101466 is the source of this 1596-nucleotide messenger RNA. RefSeq lists its product as uncharacterized. Bases 1 to 1596 code for a protein of 531 amino acids. The record is from RefSeq and is a predicted model, not a curated record. Lineage: Eukaryota; Fungi; Ascomycota; Eurotiomycetes; Chaetothyriales; Cyphellophoraceae. Gene Ontology annotation, molecular function: iron ion binding; heme binding; oxidoreductase activity, acting on paired donors, with incorporation or reduction of molecular oxygen, reduced flavin or flavoprotein as one donor, and incorporation of one atom of oxygen. The transcript is spliced from 3 exons.